Messenger RNA from Heterostelium album PN500, 1278 nucleotides. RefSeq names its product Rab family GTPase. Gene Ontology annotation, molecular function: GTP binding. The coding region runs from base 1 to 1278 and encodes 425 amino acids. The record is from RefSeq and is a predicted model, not a curated record. NCBI's taxonomy places the organism in Eukaryota, Evosea, Eumycetozoa, Acytosteliales, Acytosteliaceae. The transcript has a single exon.
AUGGUAAACUAUAGUAAUUUACCUCAUGUGGUAAUUACAGGAACGGUUGGAGUUGGAAAAUCAACUUUGGUUGAAAAACUAACUGGUUGUAGUGGAAUAGCUUCUGCCAAUUCCAAUAGUUUCACAACAACCAGUUUGGCUUAUCCAACUUCCAAAUUCGUGAUUAUCGAUACUCCAGGCAACAAUCCACUAUCAAUGAAAAUGAACCACAAUAUAUGGAUUGCCCAAGCUUUCAACUUCCGUCCUAUCUCUUUGUUGUUGGUCUGUGUGGAGGCGCAUGUUAGAAUUGCUCAGACAGUAGACGACCUUUUAAAGAUGUUGAAGAGAUUUAAUGGCUUCAAUGAAUAUAUCUGCCCGAUUAUUUCAAAGAUGGACAAUGUUGAAUGGUCUGAAAAAGAUAUGAGAGAAGCACUUAUGGAGUUUGGUGUCUAUAGAGUACUUUUCACAAGUAUCAAAAAAUCACAAUCGAUUCUUCUACAAGAGAUUUUAAAUCAAUGCAAUCCAAAGCCAAUCGAGAUCAACGUGAACCAUGAAAACUUUUUCAAAUACUUUAAAGUGGCAGAAUGCAACCUAAUGAUCCUUAGAAAAACCAAGGCUGUCGUAGAUCUAUAUGAACUUGCAGUACAGUACGUAAGAAAUACAAUAAAGAAUAUGGGUGGAUCUACUAGCAGUGCCAUGGAUCUUGUAUUCCAAUUCCAACAAUUUAUGCUCAAUAUGAUUCCAACGAUGCAGAAAUCACUUGCCGAUGCUUGCGGUUUCACUUUUUGCGGUGUAAAUGACUCUGUUGAAAUUGGACAUAUUGCACACCUCGGAAACAAGCUCAAGAAUGUCCUGUACACAAUCAGAGUUAUGGCAUUAAGUUAUGCCUCGCAACACGGUGUCUCAAACCUGAGAAAAUGUCCAUAUUGUGGUCUCGUUUGGAGCAAGGUAUCCGGUUGCGACGGAGUAACAACAUGCGGUAGUCGACCUACAGACGUUCGUGAAUCUAAUUGUACAACGUUCGCAACCUAUUCCUUCAGUCUAAAUCCAUUCCGGGUACAACAAAUUGAUAACAAAGCCGUACCAACAACUACACCCAAUACUACUGCUGUUGGUGUUGGCUGUGGUAAACCAAUUACUUGGUCAACAAUGCAACCUGUGCCAAUCCCCGAAGAGAUCUCAAGUGCUGUAGCCAGUAUUUCGACUGAAGACGUCAAAUAUCUUCCAGACACAUUGAUUGAUGACUUUGCUCACCUAUUCAAUGAAAAUCUUCAGCCUGUUAGAUACUAUUCCAAAUAA